CGUCUUUCUCUGUCUCGGCUGAGGUAGCCAUCUUGCUCUUGCCGCGUGCUGGUGUUGGAGGACCCUCCCUGCUUCAGAUUUACCAACAGCAUGAAUCAAGAAAAGUUAGCCAAACUUCAGGCUCAGGUCCGGAUAGGGGGCAAGGGUACAGCUCGCAGAAAGAAGAAGGUGGUACAUAGAACAGCCACAGCUGAUGACAAAAAGCUUCAGAGUUCUCUAAAAAAACUGGCUGUGAAUAAUAUAGCUGGUAUUGAAGAGGUGAACAUGAUUAAAGAUGAUGGGACAGUUAUUCAUUUCAACAAUCCCAAAGUCCAAGCUUCCCUUUCUGCUAAUACCUUUGCAAUUACUGGUCAUGCAGAAGCCAAACCAAUCACAGAAAUGCUUCCUGGAAUAUUAAGUCAGCUUGGUGCUGACAGUUUAACAAGCCUUAGGAAGUUAGCUGAACAGUUCCCACGGCAAGUCUUGGAUAGUAAAGCACCAAAACCAGAAGACAUUGAUGAGGAAGAUGAUGAUGUUCCAGAUCUUGUAGAAAAUUUUGAUGAGGCAUCAAAGAAUGAAGCUAACUAAAAGUUUGGUUUUUGGAAGCUGGCAUGGACUAGAUUUAACAAAUCAGCUAUGUGGUUCCAAAGUUUUACAGACACAGAGAACAUCACCUGUUACUAGUUCAGUAAUAUAAAUAUUUUGUAUAUUAAUAAUGCUGUUUGUUCAGCAUUUUUCGGUCAUUUGAUUUUGCAUUUUGCACUUCCUCCCAGGAUAUUUUUUUGGUCAAAAUAUGAAGUAUUGGUGCAGUUUGAGGGUGUUUUGGUUUUUGAUUCCUGGUUUUUUUGUUUUUUUGUUUUUUUGUUUGGGGUAUUUUUGGUGUAUGUAUGUUUAUGUAUGUGUGUGGGUAUGUGUGUAUACAGUGGAGAGCAAAUUGGAAAACAGUUCUAUUUAUCCUCCUCCCUCCCCAGUAGAAAUAAAAAAAGUCUUUACAUUUGUUACUUUUCUUUUCCCCUCGUAAGACACAGAAUUAAUGGAAAGUGAGUAUCUUGGAUUUCAGAUCUGAAGAGAUUUUUACCAUUAGUGGUUUGAUUUUAAUUUGCUUGGCUAACUAUCAUAUUUUUCAUACACUUCUCUGGAUUUAAAAUAUCUUGAGGUAUUUUGCCACUGGCUUCAUGCUGGAGUAAUGGGUAACAUAUCUUUGGUAUGGUUGCCUUAGAUUAACUUACCUAGUCAGACCCAGAAGAACUUCUUUUACUAGCUUGCUUCCUAAAUGCCUUUUUUCCUCUCCUUUUGGUCUCCAAAUGGCCUGGUCAGCUUUUGGUAAUAUUCUUCCUCAUCUUCCACCUAGCUUGAGAAGGAUGUUCUCCAUAUAGAGUUAAGCGAGUGCCUAAUCCCUCCUUUUGUAAGAUUUUGUUCCCUCAUCUUGAGGAACAACUUCAUCUUCAACUUUUUAUUUCUCCCUGAUGUUACAGUUUGGUAGAUUUCAAACUGGAAUAGCUAGCAUGUGCUUGCUAAAUAAUUUUAUGUCAGCCUUAUCCUGUAUCCUAGCUGUUCUUAAUAGCAGGUACAAAAAUGCCUGUUUUUCAGCAAGGUUAAAAUUGGGAAUGUCCUUUUGAAUCAGAAGAAAAUAGGCCAUAGACUCACCCCCCAGCACAAAUGGGCAUUCUAUGAAAUGGUACUGGCCCUAGGAGGAUUUCCUCAACCACUCUCCUACUCUUGGCCUUGAACCUACCUCUGGGUUGGAUCUUACUAUUGUAGCUGCUCACUGUACCCUCCUGCAUGCUUAGAAUAAUGCUUUGGGGGGAGCACUGGUAAAACACAGUAUUUAUUUUUUUACCUCCUUUAAGAGGACUUGGAGGUAAGUUGCAUUCAUUCACUCAAGUUUCCCUCUUGCUGUCUAAUAGAAGCUUACUUUUUGCUAUAUCAGCAUUUGUUACAGCCAAUAUUUAAGGACAAAAUUUAGAAAAUAUAUCAUUUCCUGGCCCAUCAUCAAACUAAUACAGCUUAACCUUGCAGCUACCAACUUUUGUGUCAAGCUAGAUAUCUUUAUUUGAUAUCUAAGGUGCAAGACCAACAAUAUAUUAAGAGAUCUGUAGACAUGAAGGCAAAGCUCUUGUAUUUUUUUCAUCCAAACACCUCAAUUUAUUUUAUAAAUUCGUUCAUUUUUCCUGUUAUGUUUUAUAUAAUAUAUGGACUAAACAAAAUAAAAUAACAGUACAAAAGAGGA
This is a messenger RNA of Gorilla gorilla gorilla (western lowland gorilla), 2209 nucleotides long. It is a transcript of the gene BTF3L4, whose product is annotated as basic transcription factor 3 like 4. NCBI's taxonomy places the organism in Eukaryota, Metazoa, Chordata, Mammalia, Primates, Hominidae. The record is from RefSeq and is a predicted model, not a curated record. The transcript has 6 exons. Bases 91 to 567 code for a protein of 158 amino acids.